CUUUGAGAAGGAAAAUACUUAGCGGUGUUCAAAUUAGAAAAUAUUUAGGUGCAGCCAACCGAUAAUGAUGCAGCCUCGUUUCCAUAAGCAAUUAAUUUGGAAGACAAGCUUUUCAAAUAAAUAACAAAAAUGCCUGCCAUUAAGCUGAAGAAGGUUACAGCUGAAUACUUAGCUGAAAAAGAAAAGGUAGAGAAAUCUAAAGAAAAAAGCAAGAAAAAUUUAGAAGAUGUUGCAGAGGAAGAAAAUGCUGCAAAAGAAGAGGCAAAAAAAGAAGAAAAGGACGAGUCAAAGGCUCAUAAUUUCCUCGAGGUUGAAAUCUUAUUUGAUAAAAGAAAAAGGGCAAUACCAGUGGUAGAGCAGAAAUUACUUGAUUGGUUGGAUUCAAACUUGAUGAAGAAAGAUGAUGUAACACUGCCUUUGCUUACACUUUAUGAAUAUUACUCAGAGGUCUGUCAAAUGCAAGGAGAAAAUGUUGUAGAUGUGCCAGUCUUUAAUAGGUAUGUUCGUGAAAAGUUUGGGAAGACUUUAGGCUUCCAAGAGAAUUCUCCAUACCGUGUUUUAAUUAAGGAACGCAAACUCCAGGAGAAGAAGCCUAAAGUUCAAGGUGAAACUCUCCAGAUAAAGAUACGUGACAUCAUUAUCAAUGUUAUCAAUGAACUUGGCAAUCCUCGUAAAGGAUUGAGGUUUCAUGCAAUCAGUAGGGCAAUCAUUCAGAAAUACCCAGCACAAAGAGUGGAUCUAUACCCAAACAAACUAAAGAAGGCUCUUGAAAGAGGUGUAAUGGCUGGAUAUCUGGAAAAUGUGAAAGGUGUAGGUAUGUGUGGUUACUACAGGGUACCAGGGGAACCAACCAAGGAAGACCCAGAAGAUAAAAAAGACAAGAAAAAGAAGGAGAAAUCAGAAGGAGGAAAGUCUGGUGAAAAAGAGACAAAAGAAAAUGGUGAAGCUGGUGACAGUGAGGAAAAGUCUACAGAUGAUGAAAAGAAAGCAGAGGAUAAACCUGAAGGUGCCGAGGGAAGUGAAGAUAAGGAAGGUGAAGAGGGAAGUGAAGAUAAGGAAGAUGGUGAUGCUAAAUCUUCACCAGAGAAAAAACGUAAACGGAAACCGUCAAAGAAAAAAAGGAAACCAACUGAAAAAUGGGCCAAACAUGCAUCAAAACAUAGCGAUCCUGAGAAAGUUGAAGAUGUUUUUCCACUUGCCAUUACCUACCAGAGCGACCCUAAAGAGGCAUCAGGAGGGAAAAUCAAAUCAUACAUCAGUAAAUACUAUUUUAAGGAAAUCAGUAAUGACCGGCUGAAGAAAGCUUUAGAUAAAGGUGUUGAGGAUGGACUGUGGGAACUAAUAUCUGGGACUGCACCUACAGGACGAUACCAUCUACUGAUAGAGACAUUCAAUCCAGGAAGAAGUGAACAUCUGAAGGACCAAAUAGCUCAAGCCUUAGUUGCCUGUCAUGAACCUAAACAAGCUUCUGCAGGUCUCAUAAAGAAAUACAUCACAGAAUACCAUUCAAAACUAAAUAUUGAAGCUAGACCAUAUCUGUUCAAGCAUGCCCUAGAAAAAGCUUGUAGUAAGGGUAUUUUGAGGCAACUGUCAGGUAUUGGAGCUACUGGCACAUUCCAGUUAUCAGAUCCGUUUUUCCCAUCACCUGCAAUACUUGCUGGUGAUUCUUCAGAUGAAGAGGAUAUAGAUGAUAAUGAUGAUUCAGAUGAAGAGCAUUUAGAGUAUGUCCCUCGUCCAACAAAGAGAGGCAGAAUGGCCCCUAAACCUAAACCUAGACAAGCCCCAACUCCUACAAAGAAGAGCAAGUCAAAAUCUAAGGCUGCUCCUUCACCAAAGAAAAGCAGUGGUAAAAAAGGCCAGGUGAGGAAUGCUAAAUCUAGUUCAGGGAAGUAUUAUGAAGUAAGCUCUGAAAGCGAAAGUGAUGAAGAAGAACAAGUGGAAUACACACCACAACCAAGCAAACGAAGAGGUGGUGUCGCAACACCUGCAAGGAAAGCUGCACCAGUACAGGAAGUAAAAAGCACAAGUAAAAGUAGAGGGAAAGCUGUAUCCAAGUCAAACAAAAAACAGACAACAACUCCUAAAAGAGCUGCUGCAAAAUCUCCUGCAAUCAUUGAUAGAUCUGACGAUGAAUCUGAAGAUGAAGUGGCUCCAGUGGAAUACACCCCAACACCUAGCAAAUCUAGAGGUGGAGAUAGUGUUAGGAAGCAAACCGGCACUCCAAGGUCAUCAUCAAGGUCUGGUGGUGCAGUGAAACGAAAAUUGGUUGAUGAGUCUGAUGCUGAUGAUGAUGACAGUGAUGUUGAAGCACCACCACCAAAGAAACAGAAGAGUAAACCUGCUAAGGGAAGUAAAGAUAAGGGUGAUGAGAGUGAGGAAGAAACCACAACACCAAAGACACAAAAGGCAGGACCAGGUAAAGCAGGGAAAGCACAAAAGUCAAAAAAAGCAAAGCGUCGACGAUAAACAUUAUAAAAACUUUAUUCAUAUGUCUACAUUUUUAGCAUCUCCAUUCAUGUACAGGAGAUAUAUGUUCAAAGAAUUGUUGGACAUUAAAUGUCAUAUAGAGAUUUUAUCCACAUAUGUUUUAUUUGAUUCAUUUUUUAAUGUUUUGUCAUAUACACAUGUAUUAGUGUAUGCAGUUAAGAGAACUCUUGAAAUGUGUUCAUUUUUCAUACUUUGUUGUAAUUGAUUCGUAUUGAUAUUGUAUGUAUUGCAUUUCUUUUAAUAAUUGUUUCAUGUAUCAACAUGUCAACAUAGUUGGGAUUAUAUAUUUUUUUCUUUUCUUUAACAAAUUUAAUUCAUUAUUUAGGUUAACGAAAUAAGGUAAUGUUUAUAUUUUUUAUGUUUUUAUCAACAGCAUUCUGUCACAUUUUUUUGCUAUUUUCUGUUAUGUUAAUGGUUAACAUUUUAAAGUUUUCUAUUUUUUUUUUGUUGAUUAAAAUUUCACUAUGGUGGUUAUAUUUUUUUGUAUGAGAAUAUAAACAACCAUGUAUGUUACUUCUAACUGAAUUUUUGCUGGACAAUUUGUGCAUAUACUUGCAAAACAAAAACAUAUUAGAAUGUUUUAUGGUCUGUAUAUUUUUUUUACUAAAAAUACAUAACAGAAAUACACUAGAGGCUUGUUACAGAGGCUUGAGUUUUCUUAGACAAUGGGGUUAUUUUACUUAUGUCAGCCUGAAUGUAAGAUUAAGUUUUAGGUUUCAUGUGCCGCUUUAAAUGCACUCCACUGAGAUCCAAAAGUCUAAAAAUUUGAAUUUCUUGCAUAGAUCAGCUUGGGCACUUAAAACAGAAAGAUAUGCAAAAGAUCUUGAAAAAAAUAUUUCCAGUCUUGUUAUGUCAAAAAAAAACUCAGUGGAGUCCCUUUAAAUCUUACAAAACAACUGAAGUUAUUCACACUAACCUAUUUGUCUGUCUGAAGAUCAUGGAAUAUUAACUUAAGCAUAGAUUUUGACAGAAAUUCAAACAAGAUAACUGUCUGGCAGUUAUGAAUCAAUUAUAGGCUUUGUGAACGUAAGCCUCAUUUUAAUUCUUAAUUUGUAUAAAUUACUAUAUUAAGUCAUUUCAAGCAUUAACCUUCAGAUUUGUUAUUGUUAUGAAUGCUUCAGUUAUGCUCAAAAAGGCAGCAUGCAUUUAUCAUCACAUUUGUCCUUGUUCAUUUAAAUUUAUCUCAUAAAAAGCAUUAAAGGUCAGUAGUUCAUGUUUGUGAGCAACCUGCUCAUUCACCACUGGUCAUUUACAGUCAUCUUGGAUACAUGUGUAUAUAUAGUUUAUAUAACAUAAUAAUUGAUUAAUCAAACUACAAAUUAAGACAUCAAAGCCGCUGACUAUGAUGUCUUCUGCUAGUUUCAUCUGUGUACAAAUAUUAAGUUACAUGUUGUAGGUUUUUUGAUAAAGUAUACCAUUAUUAUUCCACAGUUAAAAAAGUAGGUAAUCUAACUAAUUUUAAAAGGAUACUUUGACUUUUAAUAGUUGUUAAUGUAAAGGAACACAUUUUUCUGGGGGGUUUUAUGAAGUAAAAUUGAAGUUAAGGAAACUGAAGGAAAAUUGAUUCAAGGAUAACAGAAUUCACCAAAUUAAGCUUUCAUUGUAAUACCAAUCAAGAUACACACAUGGUCUAAUCAUUGUCAACAAUUACACUGUCUCGUGUGGAGAUGAGCUUAUAGUGUGAAUCCAGGGAGAGUUAACUAGUGCCAUAUUUUAUGUUACUUUAAUUACACUUCUUAUUGAAAUUUACUAGAAAGAUUGUUAAAAUAAAAAUGAUUCUAACUAUAUUCAGUGUUUCUUAAACUGUCGUAACAUAGUAGAUUGUUUUGGUAUUUAAUACAAAGAUAAAGAGGGAAAGCUAUUAAAUUUGUAAAUUUUUGCAUUAAAAAUCACCCAAUGUAAGUUUAAGAUAUAAGAGUAAUACAUUUAUAGUAAGGUAAGCAGGCAUUUAUCAACAUUUUUAUUAGCUCACCGAGGCAGUGCUCAAAGGUGACUUGUGGUUACCUGUUGUCCGCUCCUCUAUUCACCAUUGAUUUCCUCUAUUACUUAAAAAACGUCUCUAACCUGAUCAACCUAAACUGAGUGUAGUGUUUACAGUUGCAUCAGAAACUUGAAAGUCUGCCUCCCUCACCAAAAAUAUUUGAUAAUUGGAUUAACCAUUGUAUUUGUGGUCACUUGUUUCAAAUACAGUCCAAUUCUGCAUGAAUUUAUCAGGGAAACCUCUUUUCCUGUAAAAUUAAAUGUUUGAUAUUGUAAAAUAGGUAUGUGGGCAAAAGCCCUACCCUAGGAGCCACUAUUUUGAUUAAUUAUUAUUUAGUCUUAUUGUCUUUAGAUUUAAACGUCCCGAGAUAAGAUAUUUGGUAUUUAGCAUUGUUAAUUUGACCAUUACAAAUGUCAUAUAAAUAAUGACUCUGUUAAAAAAGAGUCACAGAAAGAUAUAUUUAUUUCAGUGUUCUGCAGUAACGUGGUAAAACAUACCUAUUUCAUAGUAUUACAAUAAGAAAGUAAAACAUGCAUGUCUUGUAUGAGAAAUGAAACUAAAUCAAUUAUGUCGCAAAAAAGAACUAAAUAUCUUGAUUCCAUUAUGGUAUUUAAGUACUGAUGGUAUUGACAUACUAGUAGAUGCAUAAAAUAGUCCAAAAUUAAGGAAGACCCUUGGAGAAUUGUUUAACUACUGUUCCAUGGACCAUGUAGAGAUAGACUCAAGUGAGCCUUUGUUUAAUUAUAUACGAGUAGUUUGUAUCAAAAGUAGAUAUUUUCAUAAAUUGUACUUUGUUGUUGCUUAAUUAAGAUGCUAUUUUUAUUUCCUGCUACAGUUAAUACUGUUUAAUAGCUGAUAAAGCUUAGAUCUGUAAAUAUUCAUGUGUUCUGUUUGUUUUUGCAAUAUUGUCAUUUAAUACAUAUUUUGUUAUUUCUCUUAAAACCUUACCUGUUUUAACAUUGAGAGUAAUUUAUGUUGCUCGGCUGUAGAACUGCACUUCAUAUAGUAAAUAUUUCUUGAAAGUGUUCAAAUUUUUUAUACAAAUAUUGCCUGAUAUUGAACUAAGAGUGAAUAACAUAUUAUGUGUAGUGUAUGUUAUUUAAUUAAGAUAAAAAGACGAUAUAUGGUAAAGGUUAUUAUGAUAGUAAUAACAGCUUUUUUGAGGAAAUAAUAACAUUCACCUGAUGUGUGGCACAUGUUAUGAUAACAUUAAAAUGGUAUGUUGUACAGGCAUUCACAUGAUAUGAUGCACAGAUUAUAACAUUCUCAGGAUGUGUCACACAGACUUAUUAAACUUCAACAUGGUAUGUUACACAAAUCAUAAUAUAAGUCACAUGUUGUGUAACACAGGUUAUGAUAUCUUUGAUAUGAUGUGUGGCACAGGUUAAAAUAACAUUUGCAUGCCAUUGUGUGGCACUUGUUUUAAUAACAUUGAUUUGAUGAUGUGGUGAACCAGUUACAUUAACAUAUUUACAACAGGUUAUGAUAAUUUAGUACAUGUUAUUUUAACAUUGUUAUGUUGUGCAUUACAGGUUACAAUAUUAGUAAUGUUUACAUGUUGUGUGAAUAUAUAAUUAAAUCUUUGACAGAUGUUGUGUUGUUAAAGACAUUGAAAGACGGUGUUAGGUUACUAUUGACAUGCUGUUUGAUAAAGGUUAAAAUUGUAUGGUCAGAUAUCUUGUGGAAACUAAUGCUGUAUUAAACAUCUGUUAUUCAUUACAGCAAGCAGCAACUUCUGGUUGUAAGAAGCAUAUCAUAUUAACCAUGGUCAUUUGUAAAUAAUUACAUGAGAAAGCUAAUCAUCCUGAAUGGAAGUAUUAACUAAAAUGUUUCAUAGUAGGUUAAAGGCCCAGCAUGUCUCAGAAGUGCUGUCAAUUCUUAUUUCUCACAAAAAAAAAAUUUUUGGUAUCUUGUCAAUAUUUUCCACAAAUGUACUCAUUUGCUAUAGACACAAACUAUCUUUUGCAUCUUCAGUUCUUUUGGCAAUUGGUGUAAUUAUAGUGAAUUAGUAUUUUGUAUGGAAGUUAAAAUACUACUUUGUUUUCAUUUAGCUACCUUUAUGACAUAUUACUGCACUUUCAGCGCUACUUUCCUCAUUAUUUAAUCAUAUAACGUGCUCUAAAUUCAUUCUUGAACAUGUUAAACAGUUCUGAAGAAUUAAAAAAUAUGAAUUUCUGAGGCACAAUGGGCCUUUUAUGAUGAAUGUAAGCAUUACAUGUUAUUGAAGAAUAUUUACAUUAUUGAAAUGAAUCAGGAGAUAUUUGCUUUAAUGAGCUUUUAUAAAGCUGUUACUGGUAUAUUACAUUGCUUCUUACAGCUUCCUGGUACAGUUCGCUAACUGAAUACACUUGAAAUUGUCCCAUACACCAAAUAUUUACUUUCAUUUUAUUUUACUCUCUUUAACAAUCAUGAAAACAAAUUUAAAGUUUUAUUUUAUAAUUAAGUGAGAUGUUCUUAAGAACAUCAGUGUUUGUGUAAAUACAUUUAUAUUGAAAAAAAAUAAUUUCUGAAUCUUACUGUAUACAUACAAUUUAUAUGAUUUAUUUUUAAAGAUAGUUUGAAAUUAAUGUUGUGUUAAAUGGCAGUAUUUGAUUAUUAUUUUCCAGUUUCUCUACAGCCAAAACAUUUUAUUCUUUAUUGUUUUAUUUGAUGUUCUUAAGAUAAUCAUGCUGUUUAAAUUUAUCAAAUUUGGAAAUUAAGGAUUUUUGUUGAAAUGAAUGUUUUAAGAGUCUACUUGAUGUUGUUAGUGAUAGCUGGUUGCUAGAUAUAUAUAAUAUAAUCGAAAUAAACAAUUAUUUCCA
This is a messenger RNA of Ruditapes philippinarum (Manila clam), 7269 nucleotides long. Its product is annotated as nucleolar protein dao-5-like. The coding region runs from base 130 to 2466 and encodes 778 amino acids. Gene Ontology annotation, cellular component: nucleosome. Gene Ontology annotation, biological process: nucleosome assembly. NCBI's taxonomy places the organism in Eukaryota, Metazoa, Mollusca, Bivalvia, Venerida, Veneridae. The record is from RefSeq and is a predicted model, not a curated record. Gene Ontology annotation, molecular function: DNA binding. The transcript is spliced from 10 exons.